Molecule: messenger RNA, 2425 nt
Organism: Eutrema salsugineum
Lineage: Eukaryota; Viridiplantae; Streptophyta; Magnoliopsida; Brassicales; Brassicaceae
Product: long-chain-alcohol oxidase FAO3
Exons: 3
Coding region: 66-2306 (746 amino acids)
Molecular function (GO): long-chain-alcohol oxidase activity; flavin adenine dinucleotide binding
Source: RefSeq, a predicted model, not a curated record
AAAAAAAAGAACAAAAACUAUAAAAUAAAUCCAGUUUUUACACAAUUAAAGCGAAUUAGAAGGUUAUGGGUAAGCAGCACACAGACGCCGGAAACUUUGGCCACCGGGACGUCACGGUGGCAGAGAUGGAAGCCUUAGUCAGCUUUUGCGAAGCGGUCUUGCCUCCAGUGCCGCCGCCGCCGGAAGAAUUUUCCGGCGAGGAUGAUCACCACCGGAACAAAGAAGCUCUCCGGUCAUUUUACUCGACUUCUGGAUCUCAAACUCCCGUCGUUCGUCAGACCAUUGAGUUGAUCACUAAACGAGGGACAAUCGAAGCUUAUCUUAUAACAAGACUUGUCCUGUUCUUGCUUGCUACUCGUCUUGGGACGUUACUCAUUUGUGGGAGAGAAUGUUUGGUCACGAAAUGGCCUUUUGUCGAGAAAUUCAGUGAGCUAUCUCUGGAGAAGAGGGAAAGAGUAUUUCAGAAACAAUUCAAAAAUUGGUUCUUUACUCCUAUCAGAGCUGCUUUCGUCUACAUCAAAGUCGCCUUCCUCUUCUGUUUCUUCUCCAGGGUGAGUCCAAAUGGAGAAAACCCGUCAUGGGAAGCCAUAGGAUAUCGCGCGAACCUCGAUCAGAAAAAACCUUCUGAAACUCAAAAAGAAAGACCUUUAGAGAAAGGGAUAGUGGAGACGAUGAAAGAAACAGAGCAAACUCUCCUCGAAUCACUUGCUCAGAAAGGCCUAGAAGCUGACGCAGACCACGAUGCGAUCACCAUCAAAUGCGACGCUGUUGUGGUCGGAUCUGGUUCAGGAGGAGGCGUGGCGGCUUCAGUUCUAGCAAAAUCUGGUUUAAAAGUGGUUGUUAUGGAGAAAGGAAGCUACUUUACGGAAUCGGAUUAUCCUCCUUUCGAAGGUCCUGGCAUGGAUAAACUGUACGAAAACGGAGGGAUUCUCCCUAGCGUCGACGGGAAUGUCAUGAUCUUGGCUGGAUCAACUGUAGGUGGUGGAUCUGCUGUGAACUGGUCUGCGUGUAUCAAGACGCCUAAAUCGGUUCUUCAUGAGUGGUCAGAGGAUCAAAAGAUACCUCUUUUCGCCACCAAAGAAUACGUUUCGGCUAUGGAGUUGGUGUGGAAGAGGAUUGGUGUCACGGAGAGAUGCGAAAAGGAAGGUUUUCAGAAUCAGAUUCUGAGGAAAGGUUGCGAGAAUCUCGGGAUCAAUGUCGAAAACGUUGCUCGUAACUCAUCGGAGAAGCAUUACUGUGGUUCUUGCGGGUAUGGAUGCAGACAAGGAGAGAAGAAAGGAAGUGACCGGACUUGGCUCGUGGACGCUGUGAGUCACGGCGCUGUGAUACUAACGGGAUGUAAAGCGGAGAGAUUCAUACUCGAAAAGAACAACUGUAAAAACAGAGGAGGCAAGAAGAUGAAAUGUUUGGGAGUGAUGGCUAAAUCUUUAAACGGAAACAUAUUGAAGAAGAUCAAGAUCGAAGCUAAAGUAACGGUUUCUGCAGCUGGUGCUCUUUUAACACCUCCAUUGAUGAUCUCUAGCGGUUUGAGAAACCGACACAUCGGUAAAAACCUUCACUUGCAUCCUGUUCUAAUGGCCUGGGGUUACUUCCCGGAGAAGGCAUCUCCUAAUUCAAACUUCAAGGGAAACUGCUACGAAGGAGGGAUCAUAACGUCAAUGAGCAAAGUGUUAUCUGAAGAUUCAGAGGUUAGAGCCAUCAUAGAGACACCAGCGCUAGGACCGGCUUCAUUCGCGGUUUUAUGUCCUUGGAUCUCAGGGCUUGACAUGAAGAAGAGAAUGUCUAGGUACUCAAGAACAGUGAAUCUGAUAACGAUAGUUAGAGAUCGAGGGUCAGGAGAGGUGAAAACGGAAGGAAGAGUAAGCUACGUUGUGGAUAAAACCGAUAAAGAGAAUCUCAAUGCAGGACUUAGACAGUCUUUGAGGAUACUGAUUCAAGCUGGAGCAGAAGAAGUUGGAACUCAUAGAAGCGACGGGCAGAAACUGGUGUGCAAAGGGGUUGAUGAGAAGUCGAUAGAGGAGUUUUUGGACUCUGUGAAUGCAGAGGAAGGACCAAAGGCGAUGACAGAGAAAUGGAGUGUGUAUAGCUCAGCUCAUCAGAUGGGAAGCUGUAAAAUUGGAGAAGAUGAAGAAGAAGGAGCGAUAGAUUUGAAUGGAGAGAGUUGGGAAGCUGAGAAGUUGUUUGUGUGUGAUGGAAGUGCGUUGCCUAGUGCUGUUGGUGUUAAUCCUAUGAUCACAAUCAUGGCUACGGCUUAUUGUAUCUCCACAAGAAUCGCUAAGUCCAUGACCACAAGUUUAUCUCAUUGAAGCAAGAAACUUGCAUAAAAUUAGAUUAUAAUGUGUUGUGAUGUUUGUAAUGAUAAUAGUGGCUUUUUCAUUUUCGGUUAGUGGUUGAAUUUUAUCAACAAAUAAAUUUCAAAGAAGAA